AUAAUCCUUCUCUUUCUCACCGCUCACUUUCAUCGCCAUGGUCAAGUUCUUGAAAGCAGGCAAGGUCGUUGUCAUUCUCCAAGGCCGUUAUGCCGGUAAAAAGGCUGUUAUCGUCCGUAACCACGACGAAGGUACCAAGGACAGACCCUACGGUUACGCUGUCGUCGCCGGUGUCGAGCGUUACCCUCUCAAGGUUACCCGCUCCAUGGGUAAGAAGAAGGUCGCCAAGCGCUCCAAGGUUAAGCCUUUCAUCAAGGUUAUCAACUACAACCACAUGAUGCCCACCCGUUAUGCUCUCGAGCUCGAACAGAUCAAGGGUACCAUCUCUUCCGAGACCUUCAAGGAGCCUUCCCAGCGCGAGGAUGCUAAGAAGCGAUCAAGAAGUUGUUCGAGGAGAGACACAACACCGGCAAGAACAAGUGGUUCUUCUCCAAGCUCCGAUUCUAA
This is a messenger RNA of Umbelopsis ramanniana AG, 447 nucleotides long. RefSeq lists its product as uncharacterized. The record is from RefSeq and is a predicted model, not a curated record. Gene Ontology annotation, molecular function: structural constituent of ribosome. Gene Ontology annotation, biological process: translation. Lineage: Eukaryota; Fungi; Mucoromycota; Umbelopsidomycetes; Umbelopsidales; Umbelopsidaceae. The transcript is spliced from 5 exons. Gene Ontology annotation, cellular component: cytosolic large ribosomal subunit; ribosome. The annotation marks the transcript as partial.